This is a messenger RNA of Linum tenue, 261 nucleotides long. NCBI's taxonomy places the organism in Eukaryota, Viridiplantae, Streptophyta, Magnoliopsida, Malpighiales, Linaceae. The record is from the annotation of a GenBank genome assembly.
GACGAGGCUCUGCUCAAAUCAAAUACCGUUCAGCUUCAAUUCGCCCUCAGCCGUUACCUCUUCUUCCCGCAGCUGGAUCUAGGUUACCUCUCUCUCUCUCUCCUGCUAGCUGCCCAUGUUAGAACUCGAAGAGCAAGCUCGUGCGGCCGUCGGCAAUCGGCGUGGGUUCUUCUACAAGUCCGGCCGGGCGGAACGAAACUCCACCACCGCCCUUUGAUGACCGGUAUGUCGAGUGCAAGCAAUACAAUAUCUAGCUUGUGA